AUGCCGUACAAAAAUUCGGAUAUCCAGAAUAUUUUACCAGAAAAUGAAGUUCAUUGGAAAAUAAUAUAUUGUCCAAAACGUCGUAUAACACAUAAUGAAUAUCGAAUAUCGAUUGAAUUAAAAGAUAAAAAACGACAAUAUACAUGUGUAUCUUUCGAACAAUUAUUUGAGUUAUUAGAAAAAACACCAAUUGAAAAACGAUGCUUUUAUGAGCAUAUUAGUCGUGGUGAUACUGUGAAACUUUAUCUUGAUUAUGAAUAUUAUAAAAAUCAUCGAAAUGCAAUGAUAGAUGUGAAUAAAGCAUUAUUAUGUAUUCAGCAAUUAUUUAUUAAUGUAAUUCAAGUCUUGUCGAAUAAUAAGAAUAUUUUUAUACAUGAUGUAAUUGUAUUAGAAUCGUCAUCUGAUGAAAAAGAAAGUUAUCAUAUAAUCUUCAAUAAUGAAAAUAUUCGUUUUCUUGAUAAUCAAUCUGUAUAUUUGUUUGUGACCGAAGUAUUUCGUAUCAUCUUAUUAGCUACUAUUACUCAUGAAUGUUUGAGAAAUAAAAAUUAUAUUGAUAAAAAGCUAAAUAAUGAAUCUAAUUUAAUGGAGGUAAUCAAUGCCUUCAACUGUGUUUGGUUAGAAUGGUUUGCUUGCAUUGAUUGUAAAAUAAAAAAUAUGGAGCUUAAUGUAUGUGAUGUUUGCAAUUUAUUUGUACAUGAUCAAAAAGGAUAUAUCAUUCCAUGUGUUGAUUUGAAAGUAUAUGGUAUAGAACAAGAUUUUCGUAUGUUUAUGUGUACAAAAAGAGGUGAAGAGCGACCAUUAAUAAAAAUAAUAACAAUAAUUAUGUAUUCUAAUUUAGCUUCGAACACUGGUAAAGAAUUAAGUAUUAAUUUAAGAAAAGAAACACUGCAAAAAUCAUUAGUGACUGAGCCAGCCGGAAAUAAUAGUCAUUAUGUAGAUGUUAAUGGAAUCUGGAAAUGGGCGAAAUUAAUUGGAAUUGAUAUGAAGAAGGAAAGAGAGCAAUCUAGCGAAGAUAAACAAGAUGUACAAAAAAAACAUCUCAGUCUAAACGAACAUAAAAUUUUAGCUCGUAGCGAACACGAAAUUUAUGCUGAGGUGUGGACGAAAACGUAUCUAAAUUCUAUAGGAUCAUCUGGUGUAAUUCAUUCUAUUAAAACCGGCAAACAUGCUAGAUUGAUUAUGUGUAAUAUACGUAAUAUGAACACUUGCAAAGAAUUACAUGAAGAUUAUAUUAAUGAUAGUACAAUUUAUGUAAAUUUAAAAGAAAGACUGUUUUCUGUGCGUUGUAACCAUAUUCCAUGUAAUAAAAGACCUUGGGUAUGGCAACCUCUAAUUUAA
This is a messenger RNA of Rotaria sordida, 1338 nucleotides long. The record is from the annotation of a GenBank genome assembly. Lineage: Eukaryota; Metazoa; Rotifera; Eurotatoria; Philodinida; Philodinidae.